Orycteropus afer afer is the source of this 1277-nucleotide messenger RNA. RefSeq names its product actin beta like 2 (gene ACTBL2). Lineage: Eukaryota; Metazoa; Chordata; Mammalia; Tubulidentata; Orycteropodidae. The record is from RefSeq and is a predicted model, not a curated record. Gene Ontology annotation, cellular component: axon; glutamatergic synapse; NuA4 histone acetyltransferase complex. Gene Ontology annotation, biological process: axonogenesis; cell motility. Gene Ontology annotation, molecular function: protein kinase binding; nucleosomal DNA binding.
UUCCCACCAGCACCAUGACUGAUGAUGAGCUGUCUGCCUUGGUAGUGGAUAAUGGCUCUGGGAUGUGCAAGGCAGGCUUUGGUGGUGAUGAUGCCCCCCGGGCUGUGUUCCCGUCCAUGGUGGGGCGGCCUCGACACCAGGGGGUCAUGGUAGGCAUGGGCCAAAAGGACUGCUAUGUGGGGGAUGAGGCCCAAAGCAAGAGAGGCAUCCUGACCUUGAAGUAUCCCAUUGAGCAUGGAGUGGUCACCAACUGGGACGAUAUGGAGAAGAUCUGGCAUCACACUUUCUACAAUGAACUCCGCGUGGCACCAGAUGAGCAUCCUAUCCUCCUCACAGAGGCACCCCUCAACCCCAAGAUCAACCGGGAGAAGAUGACUCAGAUCAUGUUUGAGGCCUUCAACACACCAGCCAUGUAUGUGGCUAUCCAGGCUGUACUGUCCCUCUACGCCUCGGGUCGGACCACAGGCAUUGUGAUGGAUUCUGGGGAUGGGGUCACUCAUACUGUGCCCAUCUAUGAGGGUUAUGCCCUGCCUCAUGCCAUUCUACGUAUGGAUCUGGCAGGCAGAGACCUGACUGAUUACCUCAUGAAGAUCUUGACAGAACGAGGCUACAACUUCACCACCACAGCUGAGCGUGAGAUUGUACGUGAUGUUAAAGAGAAGCUGUGCUAUGUGGCCCUGGACUUUGAGCAAGAGAUGAUCAGUGCUGUUGCAUCCUCCUCCCUAGAAAGAAGUUAUGAGCUUCCUGAUGGGCAGGUGAUCACCAUUGGGAAUGAACGCUUUCGAUGCCCUGAAGCCAUUUUCCAGCCUUCCUUUCUGGGCAUUGAGUCCAGUGGGAUCCAUGAGAAAACCUUCAACUCUAUCAUGAAGUGUGAUGUAGAUAUUCGCAAGGACCUCUUUGCCAACACUGUGUUGUCUGGAGGCAGCACCAUGUACCCUGGCAUCGCUGACCGGAUGCAGAAGGAAAUUGUAGUCCUGGCACCCAGCACCAUGAAAAUCAAGAUCAUAAGUCCCCCAGAGAGGAAGUAUUCCGUGUGGAUUGGAGGCUCUAUUCUGGCCAGCCUGUCCACAUUCCAGCAGAUGUGGAUCAGUAAGCAGGAAUAUGAUGAGGCAGGACCUCCCAUUGUUCAUAGAAAAUGUUUCUGAAUGGGCUUCCAUGUUAAUGUUUUUUCAUUCUGCCUUUGUGUUUUCUGGAUCAUAGUGAUGGUACUGUUUUAAUUCACUUUCAGUAGAGUUAAGGUAAAUAAGUCUACUCUUCUUAGUGUCUAAAUCAGAUUU